This is a messenger RNA of Sycon ciliatum, 1699 nucleotides long. RefSeq lists its product as uncharacterized. Gene Ontology annotation, molecular function: calcium ion binding. The coding region runs from base 121 to 1671 and encodes 516 amino acids. Lineage: Eukaryota; Metazoa; Porifera; Calcarea; Leucosolenida; Sycettidae. The transcript is spliced from 9 exons. The record is from RefSeq and is a predicted model, not a curated record.
AUUCUUGUUUCUCAACCAAUUCCUCUCCAGUUGAUCAUCAGGUGUUCUCGAGUCCGAUAGCUCACCCACUAGUCUGAUAGUGAUACUGCGAACUAACCUCUGGGAUCAUCAGGUGUAGCUAUGCGCAGCCUACAGCUAGGCAGUAUCAUGGCAUGCCUACUACUGUAUCUGGCUCCAUUGCUGCUGCUGCUGGUGAUGACGGUGAACUGUGGACAGGCUAUGGCCUCACCAACACCAGUGGUGCCGGAUGAUGGCGAUACACCAGCUGCGAUGGUCACUGAAGACACCAGCUGCAUGACGGAAUGGCUACUGAUUGCCAACUCCAGUCGUGCAAGAGCUCUCACCAUUCCCAACACACCAGCUGCCAUUCAAGCAAUGUUAGAUGAGAAGGUUGUCAAGCACCAAGAGCAAUUCUUCUUAAGUCUCCUCUUGGGUUACGCACCGCAGCUUGCAGCAGACCUCAAACACUGCAUCCAUCGAACGCCAGAGUGCCCCACAGCUGACUUCACAAGUCGCCUACCUUGCUCAGUCUCUGGAGAAUGUGUGUUCAACACUACACAGCAAUUUGCUGUUUGUAUUUGUCCCGCUGGUUUGACUGGAAGGAGGUGUGAUGCAGACAUAGAUGAGUGUAGUCAACCAGACUUGAACAACUGUGACCAACCCGCUGUGGCAACUUGCUAUAAUUUUCAUGGAUCAUUUGGGUGUGAAUGCAACACGGGAUUCAAAGCCGAUGGACGCUUGUGUAAUGAUCUAGAUGAAUGUACAGAUGGUGUACAUGAGUGUAAUGAACAUGCAAUGUGUAAUAACACUGUUGGUUCAUACUCUUGUUACUGUCAAUCUGGGUACAAGGGAGAUGGUACUAACUGCCAAGUUGACCUGUGUGGAUCAUCUGCAAACAGCGAGCUUUGCUACCAAAUCGAAGCGGUUAAAACCUACAACAAGCAGCUGGAAGAGAAACUGGAAGAAAGGGAUCUUCAAAUCAAUAAACUACUCUCCGACAUGAAAGUUCUGACAACCAUAUUUGUCCAGCAGAAGACGAAGGUGGAUCAAAUGGAAAUUCAGACAAAGCAACACCUCAAGAACAUGGAGCUACAUUCUGCUCAACAGUUUGCUGCAAUCAAUGCCACUUUGACGGAGGAAGGACAGAAGACGAAGCAACACUUCAAGUUAAUGAAGCAACAUUCUGUUGAGCAGAUUGCAUCUAUCAAUGCUACUCUGCAGGAGGAAAGAAAGAAGUGUGGAAUUGUAUCCUGGAAGACAUUUACAAUGAAGACAUCGAGUAGUAAUAGUAGGACCCCGUUCAGUGGAGUCGUGUUCAACAAGACUAGACCUGACACUGUUAUCAGAGUGGUGUACACAACCUCUAUUGGAUUUUAUCAUGGGAACACUCAGUGGCAUUGUGUGAAGGUGUCAGUGCGUAUCAACGGCAGUGACUGUUCAGAUCCAGCCCCGAUCAGAAGUGGAAGCUCUGGUUCAACACCCCACUAUCAAAUAGAUGCUGGUGUUGUGAGUGGUAUUUGCAAUAUCAACACUUCAGGUCCGCUGUCCUUCUCUACACACAUAGAGGCACAAUGCACUACAUCCACCUCUUCCCUGGGUUACUACCAUGGUUCGGGUACCAUCACAUCCACUCUGCAUAUCGAAGAACUUUGCAAUAACCAACAGAACUAGACGUUUGCCUCCAAAUCCCUCUGCCCCC